GUCUGCGGACGCUGUAUACCCUCCUCCACUUCCCGCUGCAGCCAAUAAAGGCCGUUCCUACCAUAGUCUGUCCGCGUUCUUUUUUCCGAGACUGCAGAGUUCGGGGAAGCUGUACGCCGCCUUUCGCUACGCGGAAUUUGCAGAUCUUCCCCUGGACCUCAGGCCUCUCCGGCUGGAGUAGGGUGGACGCUUCACAUAAGGUUCUCUGGUCGAACUUACCCGAAUCUCCAGAUGGCCGCGCUGCGUCGAAUGCUCCACUUGCCGAGCCUGAUGAUGGGGACGUGCCGCCCCUUUGCGGGCUCACUGGCUGAUAGUUGCCUGGCAGACCGCUGUCUCUGGGAUCGGCUGCAUGCCCAGCCUCGUUUGGGCACUGUCCCCACCUUCGACUGGUUCUUUGGAUACGAGGAAGUCCAGGGGCUCCUACUGCCAUUGCUGCAGGAGGCACAGGCUGCCAGUCCUCUGCGAGUGCUGGAUGUGGGCUGUGGGACUUCCAGCCUAUGUACAGGCCUCUACACCAAAUCUCCACACCCAGUGGAUGUGCUGGGGGUGGACUUCUCUCCUGUGGCUGUGGCCCACAUGAAUAGCCUCCUGGAGGGUGGCCCAGGCCAAACACCUCUAUGCCCUGGGCACCCUGCCUCAAGCCUCCACUUCAUGCACGCCGAUGCUCAGAACCUGGGGGCUGUGGCUUCUUCAGGCUCUUUCCAACUACUGCUGGACAAAGGCACAUGGGAUGCUGUUGCCCGGGGAGGUAUGCCUAGGGCUUACCAGCUUCUAUCAGAAUGCUUGAGGGUUCUAAACCCUCAGGGGACCCUGAUUCAGUUCUCAGAUGAGGACCCUGAUGUGCGACUGCCCUGCCUGGAACAAGGGUCCCAUGGCUGGACUGUGACUGUGCAGGAGCUAGGCCCGUUCAGGGGCAUCACCUACUUUGCUUACUUGAUUCAAGGCUCUCAUUAAAGACAUUUUAGUAGUCCUGACCCUAGUAUUUCUGUGGGCAAGGAGAGGGCUGAAGAACUGUCUUUGCAAGCUAUCUGGCUGCAAAGUGAGAAUUUGAGUCCUGGCUUCCACAUUUACUAGCUGGGUGCCAUAUUGCUGAAUGUUUCUGUUCCCCAGUUUACUCAUCUGCAGAGUGAGAAUAACUUGGAGUUACGGAGAUUACAUACAAUGAUGUGCGCAAUAUUUAGCACAAAAUGAAUGCUGAAAAGAGAAGGUACAAUUGGGUCAUUCCCCAGUUUCAACUAACGAGCUCCUAAAAGCAGCAGACAGGAACUGAAUCAAAACCCCUGCGCUGACUGACUUGUAUAAUCUAGUGGCCUAACCUGUAAGCCUCAUUUUUGUCACCUGUAAAAGGAGAU
This is a messenger RNA of Pan troglodytes (chimpanzee), 1352 nucleotides long. RefSeq names its product citrate synthase lysine methyltransferase (gene CSKMT). The coding region runs from base 232 to 954 and encodes 240 amino acids. NCBI's taxonomy places the organism in Eukaryota, Metazoa, Chordata, Mammalia, Primates, Hominidae. The record is from RefSeq and is marked inferred. The transcript has 2 exons.